Lineus longissimus is the source of this 1020-nucleotide messenger RNA. Its product is annotated as NTF2-related export protein 2-like. Bases 4 to 420 code for a protein of 138 amino acids. The transcript has 4 exons. Gene Ontology annotation, cellular component: nuclear pore central transport channel. The record is from RefSeq and is a predicted model, not a curated record. Lineage: Eukaryota; Metazoa; Nemertea; Pilidiophora; Heteronemertea; Lineidae. Gene Ontology annotation, biological process: poly(A)+ mRNA export from nucleus.
AACAUGGCGGCUGUGGAGGUUCCCGACUGGAAGCUCAGAGUGGAAGAUUCCUGUGAAGCAGCUAUUGAGUUUUCUAAACUGUACUAUGAGACAUUUGAUCAAAGGCCAAAGAAACUGCAAAAACUUUAUAUGGACUCUGCCAUACUUGUCUGGAAUGGCAACAAAGUAACUGGUGUAUCUGACAUCUUAUCGUUCUAUGAGAAUCUUCCAUCAUGCGAGCACACCAUUGACUCUGUGGACUGCCAGCCUAUUGCAAAUAGUGCAACUCAAGGUCAGCUGGCAAUUCUUGUGACGACAAUGGGCUGCUCCAAGUUCAAAGGCAACAAACCUUCAGUUUUCCAGCAGACUUUUGUUCUAACGUCUCAAGGGAAGGUGUGGAAGAUCGUGAGUGACAAUUUCCGCAGUCAGGAAGUUUCUUGAUGAAAGGAUGUGGAAUAUUGUGUUAAGAACUGGCGUUGCUAUUCUCUUCAGCCAAAUUUCAUCGUCCUGGCGAGAGGACGGAUUGACCUUACUUUGAAAACCGACUAUGUUGAAUUGAAAGUUGUCCUGAAGCGGAAGUACCACUUCAGGCUAUCCUACAUGGAAUUGGAAUCAUCUCGUAAUGGACUGACCCAUUUGAUGGACUGAUCUUCCUACAUCUGGUGAUUAACUCAAAAUAUUGCAUUGAGAAGUUUACAAUAGUAAUCCUGUGCAAUUCUAGCUUUUCUUCUAGAAAUUUGAAAGGGCAGGGAAUAUGGGAAUUGGCCAAGAAAAGGCAUGGUGGAGUGAUAAAAUGGGCAGGGUUAGCGCCUUUCUGUAAUAGAAAAUGCAUUUAUCUGUCCGGAAAAAGGAGAAAGUACUUUUAGGGGCAGGCUAGGGUGCUGCGCCCUUCUAUUUUUAUCCAGAAGAAACACAAAAUUCACCUUCCGAAGGCAGUGGGGAUUGAUGCUGUAGCUUCAUGUAUCAUUUGUCAACAGUUGUGUAAAACAGACUGUAUGUGUGUUUCCUUUUUAUACAAAUCAUCAAUAAAUGAUAUGUAAG